This is a messenger RNA of Limanda limanda (common dab), 1736 nucleotides long. Its product is annotated as G1/S-specific cyclin-E2-like. Gene Ontology annotation, molecular function: cyclin-dependent protein serine/threonine kinase regulator activity. The transcript has 12 exons. Gene Ontology annotation, biological process: G1/S transition of mitotic cell cycle; regulation of cyclin-dependent protein serine/threonine kinase activity. The record is from RefSeq and is a predicted model, not a curated record. The coding region runs from base 83 to 1195 and encodes 370 amino acids. Lineage: Eukaryota; Metazoa; Chordata; Actinopteri; Pleuronectiformes; Pleuronectidae. Gene Ontology annotation, cellular component: cytoplasm; cyclin E2-CDK2 complex; centrosome.
GGUGCACCGCAGCUGUUGGCGCCAGCGGCAACGACACAGGUUCGAUUCCCGGUGAACAGAGGAGACAAAAGCAGCCACAGCCAUGACAAGACAAAGUGGUCGCCUGCAGAAAAGAUCUGAAAAUGCUCCUGGGCAGAAAAGCAUAGUUUCAAAGCAAAUCAACAGGAAAAAGGUUCAGCCCCUGUCGAAGCUGCAGUGUGAGAAGAACCAGCUGAUUCUUAAAGGCGUCACCAAGCCCUGUGUUGUCGUCGAGAGUGUGAAGGGAGCCCGGAUCGACUCUGACCAGAACGACCAUCACGUCUCCGGCGACUCCUCGGCCCGGCCGUCCCCUCUGCCGCCUCUAGGAUGGGGAUCUCCUGAGGACGUGUGGGUGAAGAUGGUUGGAAAGGAGCAGACCUACAGACGCAGUGAGGGCUUCACGCAGAAACACCCCACGAUACAACCCAGGAUGAGAUCCAUCCUCCUCGACUGGUUAAUCGAGGUGAGUGAGGCGUACACGCUUCACCGGCAGACGUUCUACCUGGCACAGGACUACUUCGACCGCUUCAUGUUGACCCAGAACAACGUGGAAAAGAAUAUGCUGCAGCUCAUUGGGAUCACCUGUCUUUUUAUAGCAUCGAAGAUGGAGGAAAAUUGUCCUCCAAAACUCUCACAGAUGGCUCAUGUGACUGCGUUGACCUACCAUGAGGAGGAGAUUCUUCAAAUGGAGUUAAUCGUUUUGAAGGCGCUGCGUUGGAACCUCUGCCCGGAAACAGCCGUGUCGUGGCUGAAGCUUUAUUUCCAGCUGGCUUCGAUGAACGCCGACUCCGACCUGCUGGAGCCGCAGUUUCCCCGAGACCUUUACGUCCAGAUGACUCGGCUGUUAGAUCUCUGUCUCCUCAGUAUAAACUCUCUGGACUUCCAGUACCGAGUGUUGGCUGCUUCAGUCCUGUGUCAUUUCCUUCAGCAGGAAACAGUUGAAAAGGUCUCAGGUCUGUCGAGAGACGUUCUCCAGCCCUGCCUGAACUGGAUGGCUCCCUUCGUGGAGUCGGUGGGUCGGUUCGGCCGAGCGACACCGGAGGAUUCUGCCAGAAUGAAAGAAGAGAGACACAACAUCCAGACACACACAGACUACCUGACCAUGCUGGAUGACGCCAGUAGUAAAGAAGUGAUCGGUGAGUUCCUCACUCCUCCGAGCAGCACAGAGAAACAGUGAGCUGCUGCAGGAGGAGACGCUGAAGUGAACAGAAACCAACACUGAGUCCUGUUCUCUGGAGACGCCUCCCAUCACAACCAGUGCAGGAAAAAAGACUGUUUACAGGAAUCCAGAGACCUGAUGGGAUUUUUAAUUCUCGUGUGGCGCUGAAAUUUGUUGUACGUUUCCUCCGGGACGAGGUUUUAAACAGAAUCGUAUCGAAGCUGUUUUUGUCUUGACAUUUUGUCUUUUUAGCAGCGAUGUUUUUGUGCUUUGAUUCAGAAAAAAGUUUUUGCUGUAAGUUGUCAUUUCUAGGUGACAUUUUAAACUGAAUGUGCAAUUGUCUAAUUUUUGUAGCAUAUUAAAUAUGUUCAUCGCCAAAACUUCAGGUUGAGUUUAAACAUGAAAUUCUGUUAGAACCAGUCGAGUCUGUGAAAGUCUCAAAGGAAAAACUGACUCAGGGCAUUUAAUCGUCAUGAACUUAUUUUUUUCAAAAGAUUACAAAUGUACAAAUGAGCUGUAUUUAUUUAGAAGUUUAUUUUCUACCACAAAAUAAAAAAUA